AUGUCAAAAGCGAAGGACACUGGAGAUCUUGAAGAUCGAUAUAAGCGAUUAGCGCAAUCCAAUGCCCGCAAGGAUCAACUCUGUAAAGAACAAAAGACCAAGCUGACUCUGACUGAGGAAGAAAACAAGAAAAUGAUUGCUGUUGUUUGUACAUUGAAACAAAAAAGUAAGGAACUAAUUCAAGAGAUGCAACGAAUAGAGACUGAAGGAAAAAACAGAAUUGCAGAGCUGGAACAAACGAUUCAAGAUCUUCGAGCAGAGAAUGAAAAGAAGGAUGAGGAUAUUUCGCAACUGAGGAGGGAGUUAAAGGAGGUCACUAAAGGAUCUCAAAACGAAUUGACAUCCAAAGACACUCUCAUCAAUAAUUUGGAAAAGGAGAUCACGUCGGUACGAGAACAAAAAGACCAUGAAAUUAUGCUGCUGAUCAAAAGAAUUGAACAACAAAAACAAGCAAUUAUGGAAUACAUUGAAAAAGAAAAGUCAAGAGAUGUCACGACCACCAUCAAUAACAAUAGUAGCGUCGAUACUGACAAUAGUUGUGACCGAUCGUGUCCACUUCCCUUCCUGUCUGCUUCAGAAUACGAAGAUAUUAUGAGUACCUUAAGGAAACCUUCUCUUCAUUUGCUCAAACAACAAAUUCUGUAA
Messenger RNA from Naegleria lovaniensis, 645 nucleotides. RefSeq lists its product as uncharacterized. Lineage: Eukaryota; Heterolobosea; Eutetramitea; Acrasida; Naegleriidae. Bases 1 to 645 code for a protein of 214 amino acids. The record is from RefSeq and is a predicted model, not a curated record. The transcript has a single exon.